Messenger RNA from Trypanosoma rangeli, 3060 nucleotides. RefSeq names its product protein FAM184A. The transcript has a single exon. The record is from RefSeq and is a predicted model, not a curated record. NCBI's taxonomy places the organism in Eukaryota, Euglenozoa, Kinetoplastea, Trypanosomatida, Trypanosomatidae. The coding region runs from base 1 to 3060 and encodes 1019 amino acids.
AUGAACCGCAAGCGUGGCGACAGUGGUGACACGCACUACAAAAUGUGCAAGAAGAUUGCCCAACUCACAAAGGUUAUCUACCAACUGAACACUCAGAAUGAGGACUACGACGCGAGGAAUUCUGAGAUGCGCCGAAAACACGAAGAGGAGUUGUGUACGGUCCGUAGGGAGGCAGAAGGGCAUGUGAAUGAGGUGCGGAAGGCAUUUCUUGAGGAUGAGGAGAAACGGAACAGCGCGAUUGAGGCAAUGCAGCAAGAGUACAAGAGGGAACUUAUGGGGGCAAAAGAUGCAUUCGCACAAAAUAUUUCCUCCAUGGUGAACGAACUUUCUGCUAGCAAGGCGCGCUUUGAGGAGGUGGUAGCCGAGGUGAAGACGAAAGCGAAGGAGGAGGCGGCCAAGAUAACUGCGGCGAGGGUCACGGAAGCGGAGUCGAUGUACGCGGCAAAGGGUGAGGAACUGGAGAGGCUGAAGGCGAUGAAGGAAGAGGAAAUUGCAAACCUGGUACGGGAAUAUAACGAGCGAUAUAAGACAAUGUUAGCGGAGCAAAUGGAUGCUAGAGACGCCUUGGAAGAAAAAGCUUGCCAGCUGCAGUUGCAGCUCGAUGCUGCCGCCACGGCCCACACAGAUGAACUACAACUGUGGUCGAAAAAAUUACAUGAUGCUAACGAGGCUGUUGCACGUACGUCAGCCGAAUUGGAGCAGUGGAAGGAAACCUGUAGUUCUCUUGAGGCGGAAGUAAACCGGCUGCAGCGGGACUGUGACAAUCAGCGUAGCCGUCUUGAUGCAGAGAACAACUCCCUUGCUCUCUCGCGUGCUGUCGAGGCUACUCUGCGACAGGAGGCGGAAGAGUUGCAGGUUCAUUUAAAGGAAAUGCAAGAUGAACGUAACAAACUGGAGCGGUCGCUGAACGAGAAGACAACUGCGCUCGCCAGAGCCUUGUCGGACGUAACGGACUUAGAAAAUCAAAAGAGUUUUUUGGAAACACAACAAGAUCAACUGUCGCACAACGCCAGUGAUGCUGGGAAAAAGAACCAGGUGUUGAUGGCUCAUGUGGAUUCACUUGAGCGUCGCGUGCUGGAACUGCAGGAGGCGGUGAUGGAGGCAGAGCAAGAAAUCCAGCGACGCAGCCUGGCGGAACUCUCCCUGGAAGAGCGCUGCGAAGUGCUACGACAACAUGCUGCUGAACUCGCCAAGAAACAUCAGGAAGAACUCGCGGCGCUUCAAGCAACGCACGAGGCGGUUCUUGCCGAACUUCACACAACGUCACAGAAGUCAAGCGAUGUGUUUGCGACCCAGUACUUGCAUGAAAGGGAGGAGUUGAUAAGUUCUCACGUGGAGGAGUUGCGACGGCAGCAGGCGCAGCAUAAUAAGAGGAUAGAAGAGUUGACGGGUGAGCAUGAAAAGAUUCUCUCGGGCCUUUAUGUUCAGCUGGCAGGCGCUGAAAACAUCGGUAAGGAUCUGCGUGCAACCGUGACACAGCUGCGGGAACAGGUCGUCAGACUUGAGCAAGAGUUGGAUACCGCACGGAAUGCACUGCAAAAGGCUGCUGGGCAACAAAACGACUUGAUGGGGAAAUAUGAGGCAAAUAUUUCUGACACUGCGCAGAAAAUCUCGGAGAUGGAGGCGGUAAUGAGCGCCAAGCUGGAUGCUGAGCGCGAGGCACACAUGGAAAAGACGCGUUUGCUUGAGGCGGAGAUUGCAUCGCUUCGCAGACAGCUUCAGCUCGGUACAGAGGAGAUGAAGCGAAACUUGGAAGAUAAAUGCAGGACACAGGCGGAGCAGUAUAAGCGCCUUAUGGAGCAACUUCGUCAGGAACAUAUCGACAAACUGAAGCAACACACCGAGUUGCACGAUGCAAAUAUUGCAAAAAUAGACGCCCUACACAAGGAGGAGAUUCGCAGUCUCUUGGAGGCAGCCAAUAAAAGGCAAGAGACAGAAUUCAUGGAACUCCAAAAGGCGCGGACGGAGUUUGCCAAACACUUGCAGGGGCGUGAUGAGGAAUUGCGACGACGGGAUGAGGAGCUGCGGCAGGCGCGUGAGCAAAUGGAGGCUGUGCGGCAUGGUGCGAAGGAGCAGGCAAAUCGUUUUUCUGACGAGCUAUUGGCGAAGAAGAACCACAUUUCGGAGCUCACUGCCGAUUGUGGGCGACUGCAAGAAGAGCUCGAAAAGUGUAAUAAGGCGCUUCGGUUCUCACGUGAGGGAUAUGCCAGGAUGGAGAAGGAGGUGCGGGUGUGGGAGGGUCGGGAGCGUGAUGUUCGUCAGGCACUGGAGCGCCUGGAGGAGGCAUCCGAUCGAUCUAGAAGGGAGGUGGAGGCGCUGCACAAAGACUAUGUCGCUAGUAUGGAGGCGAAGAAUGCACAGAAGACGCAGGCCGCCUUGGCCGAGCUCCGAAACGCCUUGACGGCGGAACGUAAUGCGAUGCAACUGCGUGCAGAUGAGGCGAUUGCAGCCCUGCGGCAAAAGUGUGCCGACCUGCAGGAUGAGGUGAAGAGUUUGAACCUGAAGCUAGACGCAGCAAUGCACGAUCUUCGGAAGUCCAAGGAGGAACUUGCACGCGAGCAAAGCAGCAGGGUAGUGGAUCGUAGUGAGUUUAGUGCCACUUUGGAGGCGAAGCGAUGCGAGUUUGAAAAUGAGCAGGAGCGGGAGCGGCGUCUCACCGAGAAUCAUUUGAACAAUGUAGCGGCUGCGCACAAACAGAUUGUUGAUGACUUGAUGCGGCAACACGAGGAAGAACGAAGGGCACAAGGCGAUGCUAUACGGGAACUGCAGGCGGCGCUUGAUGAUCUGCGGUACCGCUACGAGUACCGUGAGUCAAGAGAAGAGGAUGUGGCGAUGAUCAACCGUCUCAUGAAGGAGGUAAAGCAGAAGGAGUGGGCCCUGGAAAAUGCGGUGCGUGAUAUGAAAAUGUAUAGACUAGAGCUUCUCAAUCGUGAGGAGAAUUAUAACAAGGUCUUUGGACGAAGGCCGCUCGUCGCUGUAAGCGCUUCAGCGGAUAAGGCACUGCGGCUGCGACAGGGCGUGCAGGAACGUGGAGAUGUCUACGAAAGGGGAUCGAUGUAG